GUCUAUGUACGGUACAGUAUUUGCUUAUUUACCAUUUGGUCAGGGCUCCUUCUGCUUGAGCUACUGCAUUAGUGCAGGAAGGCGAUUAGCCUGUGGCUCUGCUGAGGUGUUAGGGAAAGCCCACUUUUCUUUCAUUUUAUUAGAACGUAAAGAUUAAGUCUUUAAAAAAAACAUUGCUGUAUUUUUUGGCCAUUGCAUUGUAUGGCAGAGGCCUCAAGGCACUGCAAUAAAAGCAGCAAUUAGUUGUAUCUUAAAGAUGUUGAUAUUUAUUACUGCUGUCAUGUCAUGUCAACGGCUAAAAAAAGUAAAACAAUCCCAACAAUACUUUUAAUUGUCAGUGUCUCUAGUGUUACCUAGAUUCUCUUUGGGGUUCUGGUCGGGUCAGUCUGCCAGCUACUCAGGCACAGUGAUUCCAUGGUCAUAAAAGCAGGUACUGCCACUUCUCUGGGUAGGUCCCAAGUCCUGUUGUAAAAUGAAGUGAGCAUCUCCAUAAAGCUUGUCAGCAAAGGAGGGAUGAAGGUUCUAGGAGGACAACUUCACUGACUUUGGACUUGAUAAAACACUUCAGACUAACUGCAGCAGAUGGCAUGGCUCCCUAAAUCAUCACUGACUGUACAAACUUCACACUGGAGUCUUGGAGCAGCUUGGAUGCUGUGACUCUCUUCCUCCAGCUUCUGACAUUGUCUCUGGCUCAGGAGUGGCUAAACACAAGUAAUGUGACAGUUGUAGCUCAAGUCCUGGGUGCGUCAGUGUGUGGUGGCUCUUGAGGCUGUCUGCACCUGCAGUGCACACUCCUAAAUCUCCCCCAAACUCUUGAGAGCUGUUCUUCACAUUCCCCUCAAAAUGAUGGAAGUCUCAUAGAAGGACAGGAUGAGUGACCCCUGGCUCUCUGAGCUGGUCUCGGGCCUCUGUCACACACCCGAGGACAAUCCUUUUCCUCUGUGGCAGGAUGGACACGUCAGUCCCUGCUUUAACCAGCUUGUCCUCGGAGCCGUGCCUCAUGCUGGGAUGGCGGUUUUCAGUGCCUGCUAUCUUGGCAUGGCUAGAAGCAACCUCCUUCACACUGAUGCUCCAUGUGGUUGGACAGUCCGACUGGUCUCCGCACUACUGGUUGUGCUGCUCUUUACAACAGAUGCCAUCUUGGCGGGUGUCCUCCAGCAGGGGGACAUGUAUCUGGACAUCUUAGCUGACAGCUGGGCGAUCCUGGCCUGGCUGGUCCACUGUAGUGCCAUAGCAGUGUUCCUGAGGACUAGUUUUAGAAGAACCAGAGGACCUCCUCUGCUGCUUGCUAUGACCCUUCUGUUAGUGCCCAACAUUGUCCUCACCUUGAAGAUCUACUGUAACAGCAAGGAAUAUUUAAGCCUUACAGAACCUCUUAAACUUGCCAGGUUUGUCCUCACCUCGGCCCGGGCGUUCCUGUUACUAGUUUACCUUCUUGCGUUUGCUUGUCCUUGUAUCGGUGAUGCUGAAUACACCUUGCAUAUAAACACUGUGGAUGGAUCCCCACUCCUUCCAGAGAGCACUGAGCCAGACACAGGUGAGAUAGUAGCUGAGGACGGAAGCAGCUGUCUGUCUCGGCUCUUCUACCUGUGGUUGAACCCAUUACUCAGACGAGGUCAGCAAGGGGACCUGGAAAAACCACACCAUGUGUAUCACCUUCCCUGGACACUUCGAACCAGAGUUGUUUGGAGAUACUUCCACCGGUGUUGGGAAGCAUGUCGAAGAGGGGCAGGAAUACAUAACCAGCAGGAUCAGUGGGCCAGACCGGUCAGCAGUGUGAAAGGUUCAGACCAUGAGGAGGGACUGUUGGAACUGGAGGGCGAUGUUGGAUUACUGAGAGUGUUGCACAAGGCAUUUGGGUUGCGGUACUACAUCCUGGGUGUGCUGAAGGUGAUGGUAAACAUGUCUACAUUUGCAGGUCCCUUGCUACUCAGCAGUCUAGUGAACUUUAUUGAGGAAAAGGGUUCCCCUUACAGUAAAGGUGUUCUUUGUGUGCUCGGCCUCUGUGCCUCAACCCUUGUAAGUUCUGUUCUCCGGAACAUCUACGUCUUUCAGAUCUCCAAAAUUUCACUGUCAGCACGUGCCUCACUUGUGUCAGCCAUUUAUGGCAAAGCGCUACAGGUCAGCAGCUGCAGCCUGGCCGGCUUUACGCUGGGAGAGGUGGUGAACCUAAUGAGCACAGACACUGAUCGCGUAGUUAACUUCUUCAACAGUUUCCACGAGCUCUGGAGCCUGCCCUUCUGCUUUUCUGUCACCCUCUACCUGCUCUAUCUCCAGGUAGGGGUAGCUUUCCUUGGAGGACUCUGUGUGGCGCUGGUGCUGGUGCCUUUCAACAAGUUUCUCGCCUCUCGUAUCCUUAGCAACAACAAACACAUGCUGAAGUACAAAGAUAACCGUGUUAAGUUAAUGACAGAGAUCCUCUUUGGCAUACGUGUCAUCAAGUUCUACAACUGGGAGCCUCAUUUUACCCAGAAGGUGGCCAGGUAUCGGGAGCGAGAGCUGUCACACCUCAAGAACCUCAAAUACCUGGAUGCCAUGUGUGUGUACACCUGGGCCGCCCUGCCUGUGGUCAUCUGUGUCCUCACCUUUGUCACAUAUGUGCUGCUCGGAAACCAGCUGACUGCAGCCAAGGUGUUCACCACAGUGGCCCUGGUAGGAAUGUUGAUUGUUCCUCUCAAUGCUUUCCCGUGGGUGCUCAAUGGCAUCCUUGAAGCUAAAGUGUCCCUGGAGCGAAUCCAGCGCUUCUUCAAACUGACCAACCAGGAUCUGCAGGCUUACUAUGCCCUGGUGUCUUCUGAAGACAUCCAUCACACAUCGAUCCUGUUGAGCCAGGGAACGUUUUCCUGGCAGGGGUCUGAUUGCAGGGAAGUAGGAGAAACUGAAAAUGAAGUUGGGAAAGGAAGUCUGCUGCUGCACAGCUUGAAUCUACAUGUAACUAAGGGCUCUCUGGUGGCUGUUGUGGGAAAGGUUGGCUGUGGAAAGAGUUCCUUACUAGCUGCUAUCACUGGAGAACUCAGCAGGCUAAGCGGUGUGCUCUAUGUUGCAAACAGAGAGGCUGGCUUUGGUUUAGCCUCACAGGAACCGUGGAUCCAGCACGCUUCAGUUCGAGACAACAUCCUGUUUGGCAAAGAUUACAGUGCUGCCCUCUACCAAGCGGUGAUUGAGGCCUGUGCGCUCUCAGACGACCUCAGUGUUUUACCAAAUGGAGACAAGACAGAGGUGGGAGAAAACGGAGUGACUCUGAGUGGAGGACAGAAGGCCAGGCUGGCCCUGGCCAGAGCUGUUUACAUGGACAAAGAGAUCUACCUGCUGGAUGACCCACUGGCAGCUGUUGACACAGAUGUGGCUGAGCACCUCAUGAAGAAAUGCAUACUGGAACUCCUCAGAGGGAAGACUAGAAUCCUCUGCACCCACCGAAUAGAAUUUGUGGACAAAGCUGACAUGGUGGUCCUCAUGGACAGUGGAACCAUAAUUAAAACAGGAACACCAGCGGAGAUCCUCCCUUUGAUACAGUCUGAGCUGAAAAUCGGGGAAAAGGACCACAAAGCAGAGCAGAAGGAUGAGGAACAGAAUGAGGACAAGAUAGGUUCUCUCCCUGAUCUCUGUGUGGAUGAUGACCCUGAUCCGUGUGGUGCAGAGCAGAAGCGAGUGGGUGGACUGGCAUGGGGAGUGUAUAAAACCUACUGGUUUGCUGUGGGUGGAAUGCUAGCUGCCUCCAUCUUGAUGUCUCUGCUCCUCAUGCAAGCCUCUAAGAACGUUUCUGAUUGGUGGCUCUCCCAUUGGAUUUCUUCGCUGAAAAACAACAGUUCCAGUUGUACGAACGAUUCCUCUUCAGCUGAUCUUGUUCGUCCUCACAUGCUGCUUUUCUCACCUGGUGGCCUAAUAAGCCCUGUUCCCUCUAUGGAAGCUUUCCUUACCAACACCACCAGCGACGUCAGGUUUUACCUGACUAUCUACAGCUCCAUCGCUGCCUCCAACACAGUGUUCACAGCCCUUCGAGCCUUCCUCUUUGCCUAUGGAGUUGUCUGUGCUGCUUUCUCCAUCCACAACAGACUUCUGGACCGGGUCCUCAAGGCCACUGUGACCUUCUUUGAUAUCACCCCUUUGGGUCGCAUACUCAACCGUUUUUCCUCAGACUUGUACAGUGUGGAUGACAGCCUGCCGUUCAUCCUGAACAUCCUGCUGGCCAACAUUUUCGGCCUGCUCGGCAUGCUGGUGGUGAUAAGCUAUGGUCUGCCAUGGGUGUUGGUGCCGCUCCUCCCACUGGCUCUGCUCUACCACCAGACACAGCACUUCUACAGGCACACCUCUCGGGAGCUAAAACGCCUGUGCAGCUUGACCCUGUCGCCCAUCUACUCUCACUUUUCUGAGACACUUGCUGGGCUGGGAACCAUCAGGGCAAGUUGUAGCACUGCCAGGUUCAGAGAGGAGAACUCCAAACGUCUGGAACAGAACCAACGUUGUCUGUUUGUUAGCAAUGCUGCCAUGCAGUGGCUGGACAUCCGCUUGCAACUGAUUGGUGUUGCUGUGGUGACGGUGCUCGGAGUGAUAGCAGUCAUUCAGCACCAGUAUAGCUUUGUUGAUCCAGGUCUGUUGGGUUUGUCCCUGUCUUAUGCACUGUCCAUCACACAACUGCUGUCUGGCCUCAUAUUCAGCUUCACACAGACUGAAAUGCAGCUGGUGAGUGUGGAGCGAACUGAGGAAUACUCCACUGAAUUGCCAUCUGAACCACAGCAACUCAAUGAACAGCUGCCAGCUGCAUGGCCUGAACAGGGCUCCUUGGAGUUCUGCAAUGUGGUACUGGCCUACAGAGACGGUCUUCCUAACGCCCUGGAUGGAGUGAGCCUGGUGGUGCAACCUGGGGAGAAAAUUGGCAUUGUUGGACGCACAGGCUCUGGCAAGUCCACCAUGUUCCUGGCCCUGUUUCGUAUGGUGGAGCUCAAACAGGGGCAGAUACUCCUGGAUCAACUAGAUAUUAGCACUGUGGGCGUAGCUCAGCUAAGGUCUAGGUUGGCCAUUAUUCCCCAGGACCCCUUCCUGUUCAGUGGGACCAUCAGGGAUAACCUGGACCCUAGUAAGAGACACCUGGACCAGCAGUUGCUAGAUGUGCUGGAUCAAUGCCACCUGAGCACUGUGGUCUGCAGGAUGGGGGGUCUGGAUGCUGAGGUUGGAGAACGAGGAAAAUUCUUCUCUGCAGGACAGAGACAGCUGUUGUGUCUAGCCAGAGCUCUGUUAACCCAGGCCAAGGUUCUAUGUAUUGAUGAAGCCACGGCCAGCGUGGACCAAAAGACGGAUAAACUGCUACAGCAGACAAUUAGACAGACGUUUCAGGACAAGACUGUGCUCACUAUAGCCCACAGGAUCAACACAAUCAUGGACUGUGACCGUGUGCUUGUGAUGCAUGCUGGGAAGGUGGUAGAGUUUGAUACUCCUACUGCUCUCUGUCAGACUGACACCUCAAUCUUCCACAGACUAGUUGGAGGGCGGGGAGAUUAGUGAAUGAAGAGACAAAUGGAUGGAAGGAAAUCUGACACACUAAAAAUCAACUUUUUUACUUUCUGUUGGAUUUUUUUACUGAAAACGUUUUUCUGCAUUUUCCUGUUUCAUGUUACUUUCAGGUUACAGGAUAAUAAUUUUGGAAUUUUAUCUCCAGUUUAUAUUCUUGGUUAAUGUGAGAAUGUUUGUGUUGUAACCUACUUUGCAAUAAAUACAAAAAUAUUUUCCUCUAAGAUUACCAUCUGCCUUCUGCAAAGCUGGGCUGCUUAUACUGGAAUCAAAUGGAGUUGCUUAGACAUUAUUAUAGCAUUCAGGAGCAAAGGGUUACUCAGAUUGUAUGUUUUUAUUCUGACCGGUUGAAGCUUUGUCAAUGCCUCUGACAGAAAUGUCUGAUAUUACACAAAAAGAACAAUUUUCAAAUAUCUAUGCAACGUAUUAACAGAUUCUGAGAACUUAAAGAGUGCCAGUGGUAAACUGGUAAAGAAAAUGGCUGUUUUAAAAUGGUUUAUACCAUCUACUGUUCGUGUACCCAGCAAAUCAACCGGGGGUAAUUAAGAUAGGGUUGUCUUAAACCUUUCUUUUAGUCUACUUCAUGUUUUUAUUCUACAGGCUUGUGUCUGGCUACUAUAAUGGAACUCAGCUUUCCAAAAAAUAUGUGAUUAAUCACAGUGAUGAAUCUUUUAGUAAAUUAAAUCAACAUUUUAAAACUCCA
Molecule: messenger RNA, 6208 nt
Organism: Girardinichthys multiradiatus
Lineage: Eukaryota; Metazoa; Chordata; Actinopteri; Cyprinodontiformes; Goodeidae
Gene: abcc10
Product: ATP-binding cassette, sub-family C (CFTR/MRP), member 10
Exons: 22
Coding region: 871-5496 (1541 amino acids)
Biological process (GO): transmembrane transport
Cellular component (GO): membrane
Molecular function (GO): ATP hydrolysis activity; ABC-type transporter activity; ATP binding
Source: RefSeq, a predicted model, not a curated record